GGGACCUCAGAGCCGCGGGGCGGCGAGCCGGGCACCGGCCGCUCCGCUGCUACAGCCGGACCCACAGCCGUGCCGAGCUGAGCCGUGCCAGGUAAAAGGACACAGAAGAGAAAAUGGAUUGGGGAUCUCUGCAGGCCAUUUUGGGAGGUGUAAACAAACACUCCACCAGCAUUGGGAAGAUAUGGCUCACAGUCCUAUUCAUCUUCCGUAUCAUGAUCCUGGUUGUGGCUGCAGAGAGAGUCUGGGGAGAUGAACAACAAGAUUUUGUCUGCAAUACGCUUCAACCUGGGUGUAGAAAUGUUUGCUAUGAUCACUUUUUCCCCAUCUCUCACAUCAGACUAUGGGCCCUGCAGCUGAUCUUUGUCUCCACACCUGCGCUGCUGGUGGCCAUGCACGUAGCUUACACCAGGCAUGAGAAGAAACGGCGGUUCAGAAACGGUGAGAAAAUUGAUAUAGAAGAGCUGAAAAACGAAAAGAUUCACAUUCGAGGUCCCCUGUGGUGGACAUACACCAGCAGCAUCUUCUUCAGGAUCAUCUUUGAAGCAGUCUUCAUGUACGUGUUCUACUACAUGUACGAUGGGUACCAGAUGCCUCGCCUGGUGAAGUGUGAUGCAUGGCCCUGCCCUAACGUAGUGGACUGCUUUGUGUCUCGGCCCACCGAGAAAACCACAUUUACUAUUUUCAUGCUUGCUGUGUCUGGGAUCUGCAUGACGUUGAAUCUAGCUGAGUUGUGUUACCUAGUGGCAAAAAUUUGCAUGAAACAAUCCAGGAAAACAGCAGCUUUAAAAUAAUCUCUCAGUUCCAGGAUUUCCUAGCUCCCCAUUUCCCUCAAAUUUUCUUAGGUGUCAGAAAACAAUCGGCAAUAUUUUCACACUCAAAGAAAAGGAUAAAAAUAAAAGGGUAUAUUUUUAUAAUGAUAGCCUGCUUGGGAAGCUGAUAAUGAGGCAAGUUUCAAGAUUAUGGGCUAAUUCAUCCACAAGUAGAGAGAAAAGUCUUUUGGCAGCAGCUCUUCCAAGUAUGCCUGCUGCUGUGAUGGUCACUCUUCAAAAAGAGGGAGUGGAAAAGCCCAGAGAAGGCUCUAGUGCCCACAAGAGAGCAGGGAAUCAAACACAAUGUCUGCUUCAGAGGCAGGCCAAAAACAAAGGGCUUUGGUCAAAAGUGGGAUGAAGGGUUUUUUGGGAGGAACUUCCAGUUCCUGGAGAAGACAGACAUGACCAUUAUAGAAUGCGUCCUAUUCUCUCUAAGCAUUCUGGAGAGACAUGAACUCCUUAGCAAAUGCUAUCAGCUUUGCUGGGGACCAGCAAUUUAUUUUUAUUUUAUUUUUUAAUUUUUUAUGUUCUUUCCUGCACUGUGGAGCCACUCCUAUGGGGCUGGGGGUGGCCAGUCUCAACUGCUUGUAGUCAGUGCUCCUCCCUCCACUCACAGGGGCUGCAGCAGUGGGAGGAAUGAA
Messenger RNA from Cygnus atratus (black swan), 1450 nucleotides. Its product is annotated as gap junction beta-6 protein-like. NCBI's taxonomy places the organism in Eukaryota, Metazoa, Chordata, Aves, Anseriformes, Anatidae. Gene Ontology annotation, cellular component: connexin complex. The transcript has 2 exons. The coding region runs from base 114 to 791 and encodes 225 amino acids. The record is from RefSeq and is a predicted model, not a curated record. Gene Ontology annotation, biological process: cell communication.